UUAUAAGACAUACCCAUUUCUUCCCAAUCCUAAACUUAUCAUAAUCUUGAGAUACCCAUUUCUUCCAAAUCCAGAAUCUAUUAUAAGAGAGACCCUUUUGUUCCAAAUCCAAAAUUUAUCAUAAGAGAGACCCAUUUCCUGCAAAUCCAAUCCCCCAUCUCCUCUUUGUAUUGCCUUCAUUCAUAGCUAAUCUUGUUGCAGAGAAUUAUACAUCGUUUGGAGUUCAGUAAGAGUCUUUUGGCCUAUGGAAGGAAUGGGCGAGGAGGAAGGUUAUGAUUCAGGGCUUGCUCUAGGAUUGAGUAUUGGUGUAGGGAGAUAUUAUGAUGGUGGCCUUAGUUCUCCUUCUCCAAUGGGGAGAGACAAUAGCAUGAAAAGAGAACGGGAGGAUGGUGUUACAGAGGAGGAAUUGGGUGGUUCUAGAGUUAGUGAUGAAGAAGAAGAAAGUAGUAGUACGAGGAAGAAGCUUAAACUGACAAAAGAACAGUCUGCCCUUUUGGAGGAGAGCUUCAAACAAAACAGUACCCUAAAUCCUAAGCAAAAACAAGUUCUCUCCAAUCAGCUGAAUCUUCGCCCUAGACAAGUUGAAGUCUGGUUUCAAAACAGAAGAGCAAGGACAAAGCUUAAGCAAACUGAAGUGGAUUGUGAAUUCUUGAAGAGAUGCUAUGAGUCAUUGAGUGAGGAGAACAGAAGACUGCAGAAAGAGUUAGCAGAAAUGAGGGCUCUGAAACUGGCAACAGCGUCUCCACUAUACAUGCAAGCACCUGCACCAACAUUAAGCAUCUGUCCUUCCUGUGAGAGAAGAAUGAUAACAGCAGAUAAAAUUGGGACUUUCCCUCAAUUCCCAAAACAACCCUUCUACACUUAUAAGAAUUCUCCCACAGCCUCUUGAUGGGAUUGUUAUAUACACUGUACAUAUUACAGAGCUUUUUCAACAAUCCCUACCGAGGUCACCUGCGGAUUUAUUGGGUAGUUGCAGGCCUCGAAUGAAUGUAAACUGAUUCACAGUUGGGGAAUAUGAAUGGGAUAAGGCCUGAAUUCUAAAUUGUGGGCUAUCUUCAUUUUGAUGCUAGAUUAUAAGAUAUGAUCUAAAAUCUUUCGAAGAUGUAAAAAAUUGUUAUUCAUCAUAUGAUACACAACUAUUUCCUUUUGCUUGUGUGAAAGGAAUUCUAUCUUAUAAACAGGCAAUUUCUUGUGUAUGUAGAUUGAAUGGAUGAAUUUUUAUAUAACGAA
Molecule: messenger RNA, 1230 nt
Organism: Cryptomeria japonica (Japanese cedar)
Lineage: Eukaryota; Viridiplantae; Streptophyta; Pinopsida; Cupressales; Cupressaceae
Product: homeobox-leucine zipper protein HAT22
Exons: 3
Coding region: 245-889 (214 amino acids)
Biological process (GO): regulation of DNA-templated transcription
Molecular function (GO): DNA-binding transcription factor activity, RNA polymerase II-specific; sequence-specific DNA binding
Source: RefSeq, a predicted model, not a curated record